Cylicocyclus nassatus is the source of this 358-nucleotide messenger RNA. The record is from the annotation of a GenBank genome assembly. Lineage: Eukaryota; Metazoa; Nematoda; Chromadorea; Rhabditida; Strongylidae.
AAAGGUGCCUUCAACCGAAGCACCACGAAGACUGUGGCGUGUCAUGCCCAAUUUGUGGAAGACUGCACAAUGUGCUGCUGUGCCCCAACAGAGGACAAAACGGCCCUUACAAACGUCGGAAGAACUAAUCCAGCCCCAACCUCGAGCUCGCUCAUCAUCUAUGCAAAGUUUCAAAGUCCGAUCUUCUCCAGUCCGUCAAGCCCAAAACUCCACCGCAACUACGUAUCUUCCAUCCUCGUCUCAAGACUACACCCAGUUCGUCAAGCCCAACUCCACCGCAACAACGUCCUCCACUCCUCCACUCGUCAUCGUCUCAACAUCGCAUCCCACCUUCGGCCGCUCAACAAGUGAGUUCUAA